CGUGAGCUUGCAAUUUGGGGGAGUUACAGCCGGGGGGAGGGGAGGAGAAACAGGGUGGAUGAGCGCGGGCGUGCUCGUUCGUUUGCUCGCUCCCGAGCGCGGCGGGGCGCGAGACGAAUAGGGCGCGAAACGGGGAGAGAAAGAGAGGAAAAAAAGGGUUAGAGUGCGCGGGGCGGCGGCUUGUGCUGUGGUUCGGUGCGGCGGGGAGACGUAAGCCGAGCUGUCGCCCGGGGUCUGGGGCAGCGCGACGGGUGGGCGGGACGGCAGGGCUCAGGCCGAGGCUCCGCUCCGCUCUCCUCGCCUCCGCUUCCCCCCUCCCCUGCCCAGCGGGGCCUCGAGCUGCGCAGUGGCGGAGGGAUCUUGUCCAUAAAGAUAGAACAAAAAAGAUUUUGUUGAAAGCUUUGUGAAAGUCUAGGUCUGUUCUAAGGAUCUGCUUCAGUUCAAUAAACAAAUGAGAUGAUAAAUAGGAAUUUACUUUGACAGUCAGAAAUUUUCCAAAGGACAUUGAUGCAGGACAUUAAUUUAAAAAAUGAAUAUAUCUAGUGUUGCAUUAAGAGUGGAAACUUGGCUUUCCUCUGCAUGGCAUAUUAAAGUUCCCAUGAUGUGGCUAGAAGCUUGUAUUAAUUGGAUUCAAGAAGAAAAUAAUGAUAUGAAUUUGACUCAGGCUCAAAUUAAUAAACAAGUGUUUGACCAGUGGCUUCUUACUGAUCUAAGAGAUUUGGAGUAUCCCAUUUUACCUGAUAAGAUUUUGGAAGUCCCAAAAGGAGAGCUAAGUGGUUUUUAUUCUUUGCAGAUUAAUUCAUUGGUUGAUGUUAGUCAGCCUGUGUAUUCCCAGUUACAAAAAUUGAGAGGACUGAACAGGUCAAAUGAUCAAGUAACAGCUGAAACACAAAUAUCCUUAAAGCCUUGGGAAGCAAAUCCUACACGAAUGCUAAUGUUGCAGAUAACUGAUGGAGUUAGGCAAAUACAGGGCAUGGAAUAUCAACCCAUUCCAGCUCUUCAUCAAACUAUUCCUCCAGGUACAAAAAUCCUCAUUCAUGGAAAUAUUUCUUACCGUCUUGGUGUUCUUCUGCUAAAACCGGAAAAUGUGAAGGUUCUAGGGGGUGAAGUGGACGCUCUUGUUGAAGAACAUGCCCAAGAAAGAGUACUUGCAAGACUAAUUGGAGAGCCUGAUUCUUUAACUUCACCUAGACCAAAUCACAGCCAAUGCAUUCCUGCACUUGAAGAUGAACUAGAACCAGCAUUAGAGCCUUCAGAUGCAGAACUCCUAGCAAGCCUUGAUGAAAGUGAUGAGUCAGUAGUGGUCAAUAAUAACACUCCUUCAGAAAGUGGGUAUUUUAGCAGAAGCUGUAUUUCAAACACUAUCAGCAAUGUAACUACUAGCUCAGGACUUUCUAUCAUUUCACCAAGAAGAGAUGAAGACCUACCAAAUCCAUCUGUAAAUUUUGCUGAAGGAGAUUUAGAUGAUUUUUCACUAGAGGAUGUCUUGUUUUUAGAGGAAACUAUCCAGAAAGAACUUCAGGAGACAGAAGAAAGGAAUUCAUUGACACUGAACAGAGGCAGUGACAAAAAUAUAGAGAGACAUUCACAGAAACCUAACAUUACAGAGGAUUUUUCUUUGGUUAAUACAAAUGAAAAAAAUGUUCAGAAUGAAAAGAUUUUGUUUGAACAAAUAACCAGUAAAGACAAAUCUUUUAGUUAUCUAUCUGUUAGAGAUCAAAAUCUCAGCAGUAUGUUGUCAUUUGAAAAUAAUGCACACCUGCCUCAGGAUUUCAUAGUUAAACAUAAGAACUCAGGAAUAUAUGAGAAAAUUAAACCCCCAAUUAGUAAUUUAGAAAAUGAUAAAACAUUGAAAACUGAACUGGUUAAUGUACCAAAGCUAGUUUCAGAAAUCAGUAAUGAAAGCAGUUAUGUAUAUCCCUGUUCUUUAAUAUCAUUAGAGAACAACAUGGAUCGAAUUUCUAUUGCUGUCGAUUUGGAUUCUCCACCUUUUACUUAUAUUUCCGUCCUAUUAGCCAGAAAUCUCAAUGAAGUAACAACUGUGAAAGUCAAGGCAUUUAUUGUAACCUUAACUGGAAAUCUCUCACGUUGUGGUGGCUUUUGGAGUGUAACUGCAAAAAUUUCUGAUGGCACUGCUUAUCUAGAUGUGGCUUUUGCAGAUGGAAUACUAACAAAUAUGAUUGGGUUUUCAGUAUCAGAAAUGAAACAGUUAAAGAAAGAUACUAUUCAGCAUAAAAAAUUCCAGGAAGGUUUACAGAAAUGUCAGAGAGCUCUAAUAGACUUGUGCUGUCUGAUGACCAUUACAUUUAAUCCUUCCUUGUCUAAAGGCAUAGUGUCAGUUCUGCAAGAUGUAAAUAUGGAAGACUUACAAAGUUUAAAGAGACGCUUGAAUAAGUAACAUCAAUGUUGAAUAAAUCCAUAACUUUUGAAUAGAAAACCUGCCGAAACAAUAAUAAAAAAUAAUUGAAAGCACUCCCAAAUUUUUAAGAUUUUAUCUAAAAGGCAAAUGUUAGCAUCUUAAAUGUUCUCUUUUAUUUCAUUUUUGGGAAUAAAAGGAGUAAAGAUCCAAAACUAAUUUUGGUGUAAUGAAAAAAAAAAGCAACCCUGUUUUAAUUUUAAGGGAAAAAAAAGACACUUAUCUGAAAGAAUGUUAAAGUUUAGACAAGAAACUGAUUUUUGUUAUCCAUCACUUUUGACGAUCAUUCCUGCUUUGUCAGCCUAAAUGGUUUUUAGUAUUGUAUUAAUGUCAGUGCUGGGUUGUAUUAAUAAAAAUUGAAAAUCAUAAGUAAAAUAAGUUAAUCUUAAAGUAUUUAAUGUUUUAAACAAAUUAUUUCUCUUACAAGAAAUUAAUGUGAUCCCAGGGUACCAAAUGUUGGUUUUCAGAUUGAAGUUACUCUCUUCAUUUUUAGUUUUCUGAUUCUUGUUUUUGUGAUAUGAAAGGUAAACUUUGCAAUGUUAUAUAUGAAAAAGUAAAUUUUUACAAAAAACCUCA
Molecule: messenger RNA, 2992 nt
Organism: Phascolarctos cinereus (koala)
Lineage: Eukaryota; Metazoa; Chordata; Mammalia; Diprotodontia; Phascolarctidae
Source: RefSeq, a predicted model, not a curated record